Molecule: messenger RNA, 1051 nt
Organism: Amoebophrya sp. A120
Lineage: Eukaryota; Dinophyceae; Syndiniales; Amoebophryaceae
Source: the annotation of a GenBank genome assembly
CGGUGGAGGAGAAGGAAGGUGAAAAGAGUUAUUUUCGCGAAGGCUGGAAAGGACGAGGGGCAGGGGCCGCAAGCACCUCCUGGAACAAUAAGCAGUCGAGCCCCACGACCGGCGAUGAAAACAGUCCACCUCAAGGUCGUGCCAGAAACAAGCAGACCGGGCUUGCUGUUGACAUCAGCAGGAGUGGAAACAAGAACAGAAGCAAUACAGGCAGCACGACAAAGAGGGGCAAGAAUCAAAAGAUAAAGACCACAACCGACGUCGUCGAGGAUAUUCUGCAACAAGUGCGGAAAAUGCAGCGACGAGACGCUGCAGAGAAAGAACACAAGAUAGACGAGGAGACGAAGAACAAAGACAAUCUUCAUACUCAUCAAACGUCCAAGGCGGUGGAUCAUAAAAAUGCUGUCAAAGGCAACCAUGUGAGGACGUCGCAAGGCUCGAUAUUUUCCCCGCCAGGGACUACGUCUGCUCCUGAUGUAGAACAAGUGCUGGCCUUGACUCGUCAACAGACCAUGGCUGUUGAUGAUGAGCCACAGAGUGAAGAAGAAGAGCAUGAGCAAGUGGCAUCAACUACAACCAAACACCCACUCCCGCUCGCAGCCCUGCUUCACACGGACCGUAGCGCCCUGCGGAGCCGAAUCCUUGCGAGGAACACGGCAGAUGUUGUGGGUCACCAGCAGGAAAAAGAUCCACCGCUGCGGCAGUCGCAUGGCCAUUGUUCGCCCGAAGUAGAGAAGAUCCUUGAGCAGGAAGAACGUGUGCCCGACCGCCACCAGUUGGCAGCUGUAGUAAAGCCACCCGCCCCCGCCGCGGAUGUCGAUUUUGAAGUCGAUAUGGGCUAUGUUGAUGAGGACGAGUAAGCAGUGGGGAUGGAAUUAGAAGGUGUACUCGCACUUCUAGUUCUAUACGCUUUGAGUUCCUGUCGUUUUUCCGAACUUCGUUCUUCCCUUGCACGCACGGCUGGAUACAGAUUAUCACGCCGUGCUGCAUCAGGAGGAUUUUUGUUCUUCGAGCGGUUUUGAACAAAAGGCAGGGCGGUCGCGGUUUCAUU